Messenger RNA from Hemiscyllium ocellatum (epaulette shark), 3063 nucleotides. It is a transcript of the gene ap1g1, whose product is annotated as adaptor related protein complex 1 subunit gamma 1. Lineage: Eukaryota; Metazoa; Chordata; Chondrichthyes; Orectolobiformes; Hemiscylliidae. Gene Ontology annotation, biological process: intracellular protein transport; receptor-mediated endocytosis; Golgi to vacuole transport. The record is from RefSeq and is a predicted model, not a curated record. The transcript is spliced from 23 exons. Gene Ontology annotation, cellular component: Golgi apparatus; AP-1 adaptor complex; membrane coat. Gene Ontology annotation, molecular function: clathrin-cargo adaptor activity. The coding region runs from base 90 to 2549 and encodes 819 amino acids.
GAGGCUGGAGUCACCGCCAUUUUGAAGUGACCAGGUUUCCCUCCCCUCCCCUCCACUCUUUGCGUGUGGAGAGCUCCGAUCGGCUGAGGAUGCCAGCCCCUAUCAGACUGAGGGAGCUAAUCCGGACUAUCCGGACAGCCAGGACUCAAGCUGAGGAGCGUGAGAUGAUACAGAAGGAAUGUGCUUCAAUUCGAUCUUCAUUCAGGGAAGAAGAUAAUACUUACCGCUGUCGAAAUGUCGCAAAACUACUGUACAUGCACAUGUUAGGAUAUCCUGCACACUUUGGUCAGUUGGAGUGCCUAAAGCUGAUUGCCUCUCAGAAAUUUACAGACAAACGGAUUGGUUAUCUUGGUGCUAUGUUGUUGCUUGAUGAAAGGCAAGAUGUACACUUGCUCAUGACAAACUGUAUUAAAAAUGACCUGAACCACAAUACUCAGUAUGUGCAGGGCUUGGCACUCUGCACUCUUGGCUGUAUGGGAUCAUCAGAAAUGUGUAGAGAUCUUGCAGGUGAAGUGGAAAAGCUACUGAAGACAUCAAACUCUUACUUGAGGAAGAAGGCAGCAUUGUGUGCAGUUCAUGUAAUCAGAAAAGUGCCUGAGCUGAUGGAAAUGUUCCUACCAGCGACUAAAAACCUGCUGAAUGAGAAAAAUCAUGGUGUCCUUCACACAUCUGUUGUUCUACUCACAGAAAUGUGUGAACGAAGUCCUGACAUGUUAGCACACUUCAGGAAACUUGUUCCUCAGCUUGUUCGAAUCCUGAAAAACCUUAUUAUGUCUGGUUACUCACCAGAACAUGAUGUCUCUGGCAUUAGUGAUCCCUUCCUUCAGGUUCGAAUACUGCGUUUACUACGAAUGUUGGGUAGAAAUGAUGACGACUCAAGUGAAGCCAUGAAUGACAUUCUUGCACAGGUUGCAACAAACACAGAAACCAGCAAAAAUGUGGGUAAUGCAAUUUUAUAUGAAACAGUUUUGACAAUUAUGGACAUCAAAUCGGAGAGUGGACUGAGGGUUUUAGCCAUAAAUAUCUUGGGACGAUUCUUACUUAAUAAUGACAAAAAUAUUAGGUAUGUAGCACUGACGUCGCUGCUUAAAACAGUCCAAACAGAUCAUAAUGCAGUCCAAAGACACAGAAGUACAAUCGUGGAUUGUUUGAAGGACUUGGAUGUAUCUAUUAAAAGGCGUGCAAUGGAACUGAGCUUUGCUCUAGUAAAUGGAAAUAAUGUUAGAGGAAUGAUGAAGGAAUUGCUCUAUUUCCUGGAUUUGUGUGAUCCUGAAUUCAAAGCUGAUUGUGCCUCUGGCAUCUUUCUUGCAGCAGAGAAGUAUGCACCAUCCAAAAGAUGGCACAUAGACACAAUAAUGAAAGUGUUAACAACGGCUGGCAGUUAUGUAAGAGACGAUGCAGUGCCCAACUUGAUCCAGUUGAUCACCAAUAGUGUUGAAAUGCAUGCUUACACAGUACAGAAACUUUACAAAGCUGUCCUGGAAGAUACGUCUCAGCAACCUCUUGUGCAGGUUGGUGCUUGGUGUAUGGGAGAGUACGGUGACCUUUUAGUUUCUGGACAAUGUGAAGAGGAGGAACCUAUUCAGGUGACAGAAGAUGAAGUUAUGGAUGUAUUAGAAACUGUACUACAGUCAAACAUGUCGACAUCUGUAACAAGAGGAUAUGCUCUCACUGCAAUUAUGAAACUUAGCACAAGGUUUACCAUAAAUGUAAAUCGAAUUAAGAAGAUAAUAUCUGUGUAUGGAAGCAGUAUAGAUGUGGAACUUCAGCAGAGGGCUGUUGAAUAUAAUGCGCUUUUCAAAAAAUUUGAUCACAUGAGAUCUGCACUGCUGGAACGAAUGCCUAUAAUGGAGAAGGUAACUAAUGGACCUACAGAAACUGCACAAACUAAUGGAGAGGCAGAGCCUACAAUAGUGGAACCAAAAUUGGCACCCAGUGCUACUCAACCUAGUAAUCAGGCUAAUGACUUGUUAGACUUGCUCGGAGGAAGUGAUGUAACACCAGCGAUUCAGACUGCACCACCCAGUAAACCAAACACAGCUGGUGGAGAGCUUCUGGAUCUGUUAGGAGGGCUGGAUCUAACAGGUGGAGCCAUGCCAAUAAAUACUCAAGCGCCACAAGUUUCGCAGCCUCCCUUUCUAUUGGAUGGUCUAGCAUCACAACAAGUCUUCAAUGAUUUGGCUUCAGGCAUUCCUCCUGUCACAGCGUACUGUAAAGGUGGCUUAAAAAUAGAAUUCAACUUCGAGCGUUCCAACACAAAUCCCAAUGUAACUGUUGUUACGAUUAGUGCUACCAACUCCACAGAAGGAGACAUGACUGACUUUGUAUUUCAAGCUGCAGUACCAAAGACAUUUCAACUGCAGCUUCUUUCUCCAAGUAAUAACAUAAUUCCAGCAAGAAAUGCAGGAGCUGUUACACAAGUUAUUAAAGUGCUUAAUCCACAGAAGCAACAACUUCGCAUGAGGAUAAAGAUCACAUAUAACCUCAAUGGAUCACCAGUGCAAGAUUUAGCAGAAGUAAAUAACUUUCCCCCUCAGUCGUGGCAGUGAUGUUUGGGUGGCAACGACCUCUUUUCCACAAGUGGAUUUUGGUAAAUCUUUGGGAAGGUCAUAUCCUAAGAGUGCCCUUACGCACAACAUCAUAACAUGUAUAUCAGCCCUCAGUGUGGGAGGCAAAAUUAAUGAACAAAGUCUGAGGAAUAUCAUGCCUACAAAUGCUAAUCACUUUUCAAAACACAUCCAUAUUAGUCUCUAUCAGCAUCAUGUUCAUCGUUGGAGUAUCUGCUUGUGGUACGCACUACACAUCUUCCUGCUUUUAUCCCACUGAUCUUUGCAGAACUUGGAACAUUUGCACAGAAUAGUGAACCAGUUGUCAGUAUGUGCCCAGCAGCUUUGCAAGAUUUCAGAGCACAUAAGAAGCAAUUGUUUUCGAUUACUCACCAAUCACAUUUAUUAGGAACUUGAGGGGAAACCAUUAUAAAUUGGUUGCAGUAGGUUCUAUACUGUAAUGAUUAUCAAACCAUUCAACAAAGGAUCUCAAUAAAAUGUACAACAGUCUUAAAAA